CAAAAGCUAAGCCUCAGUCAUAGAUGAAUAGCAUGAAAGAAGUGUUCUCAGUUUAGAACAGGAAGCUAACCAGUUUAGUUUACUUUCGAUAUCCUACUCACAAAAAAGGAUUAGAGAACACUGGAUGACAUAAAGUACAGUGGGAUCAUUAGUUACAGAGGUAAGAAAUUAUAUUUGGAGAAAGGGUAUAUAUUGAGAAAACUCCUAGAAAGGUCUUUCCUAAUUACCCUAUAGGUGUUGUUGCCAGCCACAGAUCUCAGCCACCUUUAUUACAGAUAUCUCUUUUAUGGUCUUUAUAGUUCCUAUUAUCCAAUCCCCCCACACACUUUUUUGGCGUGCUUACUAUCUGUCACCCCAUAGCAUAUAAACUACAUGAGGGAUCCUAUCAGUCCUAUUUAGAUGUAUCUAUAGUGCCUGGCAAAAUGCCAAGCAUAUCAUGAUGUUGAUGAAAUUUGCUGAAUUAAUGAAAAAUGAGCCAACUUAAUUAUAUUAUAUUCUCUCUGUAUUCAUUAAUUGCACUUCCAUUCCUUCAAUUUUUUGAUGUUUGCAUAUAAGCAUAAUGAAGAAAAUCAAUAGGAAGUCGACCAAUGAGCAAGAUGCACUCUGCGCCCCACAACCUUGCAGUCCAGGAGAUCUUCAAAAUAUGUUGGAUGGAGGAGAAUAUGCCCCUUUUGUGUCUCCUCCCAUGUUAGAGAGCAAUUUUAUACAGGUCAACAGAAGAGGUGAAUCCAUUUACCUCCAUAAUCGAGCCAACUGGGUGACUGUAGGCAUCUGUUCUUCCAGUUCCACCCAGAAGACUCCCAAUGUGAUGCUGCUAGCACAUCUGACACCUGCUGCUAAAAAACGUUCAGAAUCCCUGUUUGAAAGUCUCCUGACAUCCCCUUCUACAGGGAAGCUGGUGCUUACAAGGUUUCUCCCUCUGCAGUUUGUUACUCUUUCUGUGCAUGAUGCUAAGAACUUGCGCCUCAGAUUAAAGCUGGUGAGUGGCCGAGCCUACUACUUACAGCUCUGUGCUCCUCCAUAUAAACAGGAAGCCUUAUUUUCUCAGUGGAUGGACCUCAUCUCCCUCUUGAAUCAUGAGAAAAUCAAAGUUCUCAAAGCAUCAGAGGUCUCAAGCUUUUCAGAAAUCACAAACAGCACAGAUAUCACAGGCUCCGUGGACAUCAUGGACAUUACAGAGUUUUCAACUAUACAGAACCCACAUCCAUACACAUGGACCAAAGGCAUUCAUGUCAUGGACAGCAUAGAUUUCUCGGAACUUGAAGAUGUCACCGACGUCACAGAUGUGACAGAUGUUCCAGAAAAUGAGGUCCCAGAGGUUCCAGAUGUAAAUAUCGUCACAGAAAUCACAGAAGUUGUAGAGGCCACAGAAGACACACAUAGCUCUGAUGCCUCAAACUUCUCAGGAGUCACUGUGGUGUUUGAAAAUGAUGACAUAAUAAGAGCCAAACAAGAGGAAAAGGAAAAAGUGGAAAGCACUAUGAAGCCUGGAUGUCUACGAGAUACAAAAAGUAAGAGUGAAUUCAAAGAAUCCUCAAAACGUGUCACCAUCUCAGACAUAACACUUACUUUCCAAGGUGAAAGGUGUUUUCAUACUACUUUGAGUGCAGCAAGAAGUGAGGCAAACAUAUCAAAAGAAAUGAGUGACAAAACCUCUGAAGAAAAGACAACUGAUUUAAAAAACACAGCUCUCAAGGCAGUAGACUCCAGGAGCAUGAGAACUCAUUCACAUCCUUCAGGCUUGUAUAGUUUUUCAGUUUUCCCCCUGAUUAGUAUUUCUUUCCCCCUUUUCACCCUCCUCUUAUUCAUUUUUCCCCAUUCAUACACUCUUACCCUUAACACUACUUUAUUUCCUGCAAAAGCCAAAUCUUAAUAUUUUUUUCCAUUAAAUUUAGUCUAAGUGUAGACUAAAAAUGAG
Marmota monax (woodchuck) is the source of this 1918-nucleotide messenger RNA. It is a transcript of the gene Garin2, whose product is annotated as golgi associated RAB2 interactor family member 2. Lineage: Eukaryota; Metazoa; Chordata; Mammalia; Rodentia; Sciuridae. Gene Ontology annotation, cellular component: nucleus. Bases 560 to 1873 code for a protein of 437 amino acids. The transcript has 6 exons. The record is from RefSeq and is a predicted model, not a curated record.